AUGGCCCGGCCGGGCUCGGGGCUGUCGGCGCGCGGCGGGCCGGGCUUCGCGGCGCCGCACGUGGCGCGCGUGGUGGUCUGGGAGUGGCUCAACGAGCACGGGCGCUGGCGGCCCUACUCGGCCGCCGUGUGCCACCACAUCGAGAACGCGCUCAAGGAGGACGCGCGGGGCAGCGUGCUGCUGGGCCAGGCGGACGCGCAGCUGGCGCCCUACGUCCUCGACCUGCAGGCCAUGCAGCAGCUCCGGCAGGACACGGGCACCCGGCGCCCGGUGCGCAGGAACUUCUACGACCCGUCGUCGGCGCCUGGCAAGGGCAUCGUGUGGGAGUGGGAGAGCGACGGCAGCUCCUGGACGCCCUACGACAUGGAGCUCUGCAUCACCAUCCAGAACGCCUACGAGAAGCAGCACCCCUGGCUCGACCUCUCCUCGCUGGGCUUCGGCUACCUGAUCUCCUUCGGCAGCAUGGCGCAGACCAACCGGCAGACGCAGCGCCGCCGCCGCCUGCGCCGCCGCAUGGACCUGGCCUACCCGCUCACCGCCGGCUCCAUCCCCAAGUCGCAGUCGUGGCCCGUGGGCGCCGGGCCGGGGCAGCCGUGCCGCUGCCCCCAGUGCCUGCUGGUCUCCAGCACCCGCGCCGCCUCCAACGCCAUCCUGGCCUCGCAGCGCCGCCAGCCCUGCGCCGCGCCGCCGGCCGGCAGGGCCGAGCCGGGCCGGGCGCCCGCCCGCAGCCACAGCGCCCCGGGCGCCCCGCCGCCCGCCCUCAACAACCUCAACCGGCCCGGCCCCCGGCGCCCCCCCGCCCGCCCCGCCGGGCCCCCCGGGGUGCCUGCCCUCCCGGUGAAGAACCUCAACGGCCCGGGCCCGGUGCACCCCGCCCUGGCAGGCAUGACGGGCAUCCUGCUGUGCGCGGCGGGGCUGCCCGUCUGCCUCACCCGCGCCCCCAAGCCCGUGCUGCACCCGCCGCCCGUCAGCAAGAGCGACAUCAGGCCCGUGCCCGGCAUCCCCGGCGGCUGCAGGAAGACCAAGAAGAAGCACCUCAAAAAGAGCAAGAACCCCGAGGACGUGGUGCGCCGGUACAUCCAGAAGGUGAAGACCCCCCCGGACGAGGAUUGCACCAUCUGCAUGGAGCGGCUGGGGGCCCCCUCGGGCUACGAGGGCGUCCUCAGCCCCCGGGGCGCCAAGCCGGAGCUGGUGGGCAAGCUGGGCCGGUGCGGCCACAUGUACCACCUGCUCUGCCUGGUGGCCAUGUACAGCAACGGCAACAAGGACGGCAGCUUGCAGUGCCCCACCUGUAAGGCCAUCUACGGGGAGAAGACGGGCACGCAGCCCCCGGGGAAGAUGGAGUUCCACCUCAUCCCCCACUCGCUGCCGGGCUACACCGGCUCCAAAACCAUCCGCAUCGUCUACGACAUCCCCACGGGGAUCCAGGGCCCCGAGCACCCCAACCCCGGCAAGAAGUUCACGGCGCGCGGCUUCCCGCGGCACUGCUACCUGCCCGACAACGAGCAGGGCAGGAAGGUGCUGAAGCUGCUGCUCGUGGCCUGGGACCGGCGGCUCAUCUUCACCGUGGGCACCUCCAACACGACGGGCGAGUCGGACACGGUGGUGUGGAACGAGAUCCACCACAAGACGGAGUUCGGCUCCAACCUCACCGGGCACGGCUACCCCGACCCCAACUACCUGGACAACGUCCUGGCCGAGCUGCUGGCCCAGGGCGUCUCCGAGGCCAGCCUGAAGGACUGACCGCCUGCCGCGCCGCUUCGCCCCGCCGCGGGCACCCCGCUCCGCCGCCGCACCGUGCUGCCGGCCGCCGGCGCUUCCUUUGCCGCCCGUGGGCUC
Messenger RNA from Dromaius novaehollandiae (emu), 1839 nucleotides. It is a transcript of the gene DTX1, whose product is annotated as deltex E3 ubiquitin ligase 1. Gene Ontology annotation, biological process: protein ubiquitination; Notch signaling pathway. Gene Ontology annotation, molecular function: zinc ion binding; ubiquitin protein ligase activity. The transcript is spliced from 9 exons. Gene Ontology annotation, cellular component: nucleoplasm. The record is from RefSeq and is a predicted model, not a curated record. The coding region runs from base 1 to 1743 and encodes 580 amino acids. Lineage: Eukaryota; Metazoa; Chordata; Aves; Casuariiformes; Dromaiidae.